GAUUAUUUCGGGUAGUGCUCCUGCAGCUGGAGACUAUCAUGGCUGCCCUUUCCGGCAUAUGGAUCCAGAGCUUCUACGACAACGACUGCUUUCAGGUGGUCGUCUUUCAUCAGAUGUCGCAGAAACCAUUGUACAGAAAGCAAAAGAAAGACUUUAUCAUCUAAGCUGUCGUGAAUAUUACGUGGGAUGUUGAAAUUGAGUGGAGAUGAUUUAUCCGGAGUAACUAUUCAUCAUCCAAACCAGUAUUUUGAAGAAGCUCGGAAGAUUCUACAAAAUGACAAGGAUAAAUCCUCUACUGACAAGGUUCUAGUGAAAAAAGUUAAAAUGUGUGAUGAUAACGAUGAUCGACUACUUCAAAUGAUGGAUAUGACUGAUGCAAAUUUUGAGUCUCAAAUCGAUGACAGCAUGCUGUGUUGAUUCAAAAUAUCAAAUUUAUCAUUUGUUACUGCACUUGAGAUUCUUCACUUAGCUAUUUUAUACUUUUAUUUGUUGUUCUGUACGCAUAUAUCUUCAAGAAGUCGAUGUGAAACUGCCAGAAACAUCCUGAAUCCACUUUUUCUUCCUAUUAUUCCCAAUACUGUUUUCUUUAUUUGUGUACUAUCUUCUAGAUGCUUCUGGUAUUAUUCAUGGUAAAACUGGGAUUAUUGCAUUUACGAUUAAUGAAACUUUCAAAUAAUCUAUUUUUUACACAUUAUCCACUGAAAUUGCACACGCUACUGAUGAUUUCACCUUUUUUAUGAGCAUGAUGUUAAUGCUCUCCUAUGAAGAGUAGCUUAUUUUUUUUAUCGAAAAAUCUACAUCAUGUUCUAAAUUGUACUAUUUUUGAUAAUUAACCUAUGUGGAAAUAUCUUGAAACAUGUACAGUCAUCCAAUUUGCAUGUCAGUUAAGUAUGUAAAAGCUAAUAACUGAAUUACACAUAGACUCACAGUAAACCUGUUUGCAAAAUCUCGUCAGUUGACGAAUUCAUUUAUCUUCUUAUUACCUAACAGAUUGGUUGUUCAGCAGAGAUGCCUGAGAUCCACUUACUUUCUAUUGUUGACAGGUUGGUUACAUUCUGUUUUUUUUUCUUAUGAUAGUAGACUUUCAUGGGUCUUCAUUCGAUUAGUUAUUUAUUUUCCUCAAGUACUCUUGAACGAUAUGCUGAGAUAGCGUAGAUUUCGUAAAUCAUUAAACUAAAACUUUCAGUGAUUGUUUUAAAAAUCAG
Molecule: messenger RNA, 1205 nt
Organism: Heterobilharzia americana
Lineage: Eukaryota; Metazoa; Platyhelminthes; Trematoda; Strigeidida; Schistosomatidae
Source: the annotation of a GenBank genome assembly